AUGGAAGCCCGCCAGCUAUUUCCCGGUAACGCGGGCCCCGUGCCCACCGACGCGCCGUUAGUAUCCAAAGGUCGCAAUUGCGGUGCUCUCAAUCUCCCGGUCGGCGGUAUUCUGUCCAUGCCAAAUGGCGAUGUUGUUACCCUCACAGCCUCGGCCGCUUUCCGGCCACUAUGCACACCAGUCACUCCACCAGCCAUCAUUGCCAACGCUGGCGGUGGUUCAGUCGAGCUCGAUCCGAAUGUAGGGGCAAUGCCAGACGACGAUGGAUGGACAUAUUCCGACUUUCGCGAUCCCUUUUAUGCGUCAACCUUUCCUCAGUGCUAUGCGCUUGCGGCGACGACAGUAGUUGCGUAUAUGCUUGUUAUCAUGUUAUUCGUCACGCCACGAUCUUUCCUAGAUGGUGGAGUUGUUGUUCUUGGUCGACGAGGAUUCACUCACAGCGGAUCGGGGCCGACGAUUGGAGGCAGACCGUGGUUCCAAAAAGUGGCGGCUCUGUCUGUCGUUAUCUCACUCACCAUUGCGUCUGCUGCGACCUUUCAGGCUGCUGAGGAGCAAUAUAUUUAUCAGAUUCAGAAUGCGAAGGCGUUGCAGGAGGAGGUUUUGGGUGGCAACGAGCUAAAAGCAAUCCGAAUUGUCUCCAACACGUUUCUGUGGCUUGCACAAGCCCAAACUCUCAUUCGCCUCUUUCCCCGCCAGCGAGAAAAGGUGAUCAUCAAGUGGACCGCCUUUGCGCUAAUCACGCUCGACGUCAUCUUCCAAUCUCUCAACAGCUUUCGAUAUACAGACCAGACGGGCUCGAACCGGCCCGGCUCCUUUUCCGAUGCCAUCCCAGCACUCAGCUACCUCUUCACGCUUGCUCUCGGGGUGCUGUACGCCGCCUGGGUGGUUUACUACUCACUGAUGAAGAAGCGAUAUGCCUUCUAUCAUCCGCAGAUGAAGAACAUGUGUCUCAUGGCAGCCCUGUCAUUGAUGUCGGUACUUAUUCCCGUGGUCUUUUUUAUUCUGGAUAUAGCAAAGCCAGACUUCACCGGCUGGGGGGAGUACGUCAGAUGGGUGGGAGCGGCUGCCGCUAGUGUAGUUGUCUGGGAGUGGGUGGAAAGAAUCGAAGCUUUGGAACGGGAAGAGAAACGAGACGGUAUUCUCGGAAGAGAGGUGUUUGACGGAGACGAGAUGCUCGAUGUCACGACUUCUGACGGUCGUGCUCGCCGCAGAAGAAAAGGGAGUGGCAGUGAUGGCGGGGAUAAGGAGAUGUACGUCGAGAAUCCACCAAAGGAAAAAGCAGUCACCCAAGGAGAGCGAGGAAAUACAUGGCCCUCGGUAAUCGCCAUGAAGGCCAAGUACAGGUCUCGGCUGAGACCAAAGAAGGAUCAAGAUCCAGCUGACCAAACAACAACGCAAACGACACCACAGCCAUCGGAUCAUGACCGAGUACGAUCUUUGCAACCACCGCUUUGGCCAGCAAGACCAGCGCCGACAGCAACACCCAUCAGUCGGACAGACACUGCGAGCGCUGCGAGCACGGUGUACGCAGUUCGUUACCACCAAAACACAGACUCGGCAUCGCAAGCCACACCGCCGCCGCCACACAACACAAGUGCCCUAUCACGCACAGCCAGCACAUCGUCAAGCCGAAGUAGCGAUGGUAGAAGCACUCAUCGGACUGAACCACCCCGGAGACCAGCAGAUGAAGGCCAAGGGCCACAGGGAGGUGGGUCCAGCAGAUGGCAGACCCUCACACCGAGCUUCUCUUUUAAGCGAAGUCGGCGGAGUGAUGAGGAGAAUGCCGUCUCGUCUGAGGAGAAGAAGUCGCCAAGAGAGGAAGGGAAGUGGGACAUCCGCGGCCGAUUUGAAGAGUUCACAGCAAAUCAGGCUGAGCGGUUGCGGGAGAAGUUCCGGCCAGCUCCAGACACGGAUAGUCUGCCUGUGACGGUCAUUCCAGCACCACCUCGCCGAGGGGCUGCUCUCGCCCAACUGUUGGAAGAUGAGGAGCUUCAAUACCAGCGAGCGACAACCCCAGUUCGUGCAGUCUCGGAUCUGAGGUCACCAACCAAUGAUUCGUCACCUACUACUCUGGUUGGUCGUUCGGCUUCGAUCUUGACAAGUUCGAGACCUCAAGUUACCCCGAGUGGCACUCAGAUAUCAUUUGCGGACACGGUGAGACCUACAGAGCCUUCCUCUGGUCGACACUUGGGAGGGCCUGAAGGAGGGGGCCCAUCACAGGACUCUGAUUCCACACCAGGCCCAGAUAAUGGUCCUGAUUCUGGUGGCCGCGCUCCUUCAUGA
Messenger RNA from Podospora pseudocomata, 2283 nucleotides. RefSeq names its product pH-response regulator protein palH/rim21 (gene RIM21). Lineage: Eukaryota; Fungi; Ascomycota; Sordariomycetes; Sordariales; Podosporaceae. Bases 1 to 2283 code for a protein of 760 amino acids. The record is from RefSeq and is a predicted model, not a curated record. Gene Ontology annotation, biological process: cellular response to pH. Gene Ontology annotation, cellular component: plasma membrane. The transcript has a single exon.